Messenger RNA from Pogoniulus pusillus (Red-fronted tinkerbird), 3165 nucleotides. It is a transcript of the gene LOXL4, whose product is annotated as lysyl oxidase like 4. Gene Ontology annotation, molecular function: copper ion binding; protein-lysine 6-oxidase activity; DNA ligase activity. Gene Ontology annotation, biological process: peptidyl-lysine oxidation; collagen fibril organization. The transcript is spliced from 14 exons. Gene Ontology annotation, cellular component: membrane. The coding region runs from base 1 to 2274 and encodes 757 amino acids. Lineage: Eukaryota; Metazoa; Chordata; Aves; Piciformes; Lybiidae. The record is from RefSeq and is a predicted model, not a curated record.
AUGAUGAUACCUACUGGCUCAAGCCCCAUCCUGCUCCUGGCGGUGCUGCUGUGCUGGGUGGUCCCCAGCGGGCAGGAGCCAGUCCAGGUGCAGCUGCGGCUGGCGGGGCCGCGAGGGCCAGCCGGGGAGGGCCGGCUGGAGGUCCUGUAUCAGGGGCGCUGGGGCACUGUCUGCGACGAUGGCUUCGACUUCCACGCGGCCACCGUCGCCUGCCGGCAACUGGGUUACACCGCAGCCAUCACCUGGACACAUAGUGCCACCUAUGGCCAAGGGGAAGGUCCCAUCUGGCUGGACAAUGUUCGGUGUGGCGGCAGCGAGGGCUCCCUGGCAGAGUGCAUCCACAAUGGCUGGGGCACCAGUGACUGCCGUCACAGUGAGGAUGCUGGUGUGGUGUGCUCCGGACAGCGCCUUCCUGGUGGCCCUCCCGAGAUCACCACCUCUGGCCACACGGGAAAGGUGUCAGGGCUGAGUCUGGAGGAGGUGCGGCUCAAGCCCAUCCUGGCACGGGCCAAGCUUAGCAUGCCAGUGAUGGAGGGUGCUGUGGAGGUGAAGCACAACGGGCGCUGGAGGCAGGUGUGCGAUGCUGGCUGGACCAGGAACAACAGCCGUGUGGUCUGUGGGAUGCUGGGCUUCCCCCGGGAGAAGCAUGUCAACAUCAGCUUCUACCGAAAGCUCUGGAACAUGAAGAUGAAGGACCCCAACUCCAGCCUGAAGACUCUUAGCCAGAAGAACAGCUUCUGGGUCCACAGGGUACAGUGCCAGGGUGCAGAGCCCCACCUGGGCUGGUGCCCCAUACAAGUGGCCCCAUUGGGUUCCAAUCAGCAUGCCUGCCGCCAUGGCAUGCAUGCCAUUGUCAGCUGCCUUCCUGGCCCUGUCUCCCAGAAGGGCAAGGGCAAGGACAGGAGCAAGACCUCCCCGGGAAAGGUGCUCCCUGUGCGGCUGCGAGCAGGCACCCAUGCUGGUGAGGGCCGGGUGGAGGUGCUGCGCCAUGGGCAGUGGGGUACUGUGUGUGACAAGCAGUGGGACCUGGCUGCAGCCAGCGUGGUGUGCCGGCAGCUGGGCUACGGGACGGCAAAGCAGGCCCUGGUGGGAGCCCAGAUGGGCCAAGGCCUGGGGCCCAUCCACAUGAGCGAAGUACAGUGCACCGGCCACGAGCGCUCCCUGGGUGAGUGCCGCUUUCGGGACGCUGAGCAGAGCAGGUGCCGGCACGAGGCUGACGCUGCUGUCCGCUGCCACAUGCCCCACAUGGACUUCCAGAGCCAGGUGCGUCUGGCUGGGGGCCGCAGCCCCGAGGAGGGUGUGGUGGAGGUGCUGGUGCCAGUAGAAGGGCGGCUGCAGUGGGGUGCAGUGUGUGGAGCACAGUGGGGGCUGAACGAAGCCAUGGUCGUUUGCAGGCAACUGGGGCUGGGCUUUGCCAGCCACGCCCUCCAGGAGACAUGGUACUGGGCAGGCAGCCCCGAUGCCACCCAGGUGGUGAUGAGUGGGGUGCGCUGCACCGGUACUGAGCUGGCCCUUCAGCAGUGCCAGCACCACGGCCCUGUCCACUGCCCCAGCGGCGGGGGACGCUUCUCGGCGGGGGUCACAUGCACUGCUUAUGCCCCAGACUUGGUCAUGAAUGCCCAGCUGGUGCAGGAGACAGCCUACCUGGAGGACCGGCCGCUGGAGCUGCUCUAUUGUGCCCAUGAGGAGCGCUGCCUCUCUGGCUCUGCUGAUCACAUGCACUGGCCCUACGGCUAUCGCCGCCUCCUCCGCUUCUCCUCCCAGAUCCACAACCUGGGCAGAGCUGAUUUCCGGCCCAGGAUGGGGCGCCAUGCCUGGACCUGGCACCAGUGCCACCGACACUUCCAUAGCAUUGAGGUCUUCACCCACUAUGACCUGCUAACGCUCAAUGGCUCCAAGGUGGCUGAAGGGCACAAAGCCAGCUUUUGCCUAGAGGACACAAACUGCCCUGAAGGGCUGCAACGACGCUUUGCCUGUGCCAACUUUGGGGAGCAGGGAGUGAGUGUGGGGUGCUGGGACACCUACCGCCAUGACAUUGACUGCCAGUGGAUUGACAUCACCGAUGUACCACCAGGAAGCUACACCUUCCAGGUGGUUGUGAACCCCAAGCACGAGGUGGCUGAGUCAGACUUCUCCAACAAUGUGAUGAGGUGCCAGUGCAAGUACGAUGGGCAGCGCAUCUGGAUGCAUGGCUGCCACACAAGUGAUGCCUAUGGUGCUGACGUGGUGAGUGAUCUGGAGCGCCAGGAGCGCUUGGCCAACAACCUCGUGUGACUCCUCCAGCAUCAGCACAGUCCCAGCAGCGCUGUAGGGCAGCACAGCUCCCUCACCCUGUUCCCUGCACCCCAGCAGCACCGAACUGAGCUCAGGGACUUGGAGACUCUUUUAUUUAUUGAUGCUGCCACAGAGGAUGGCAAUGAGCACCAGGGCCAGUGGGGAGCACCCAGGGAUGCCCAGCCCUGAAUGAUGAGCAGGACCUAUGAGAGGGGUCCAGGUACUUCAAGAGCUCCCACAUCCUUGGCUCCAGUGCACCCCCUGGACAACUACCUCACCCUGCCUGCCUGGCCCCUACCCCAGCAGGCUCAGGACAGGCCCUGGCCCUUGCCACCCAUGCACCAAUCCUGUCCUCAAUAAAGGUGUUGUGUGAUGGGAGAGGGAUGCUGUGCUACGGGAGAGGAGGUACCCCCUUAUCAUCCCCUGCUCCUUCCUGUGUGACCACAAAGCCAAUCCUCAACCAGGAAUACCCUAGUCUAGGCAAUGUCUCCCUGGCCAGGCAGUGUUUCCCCUGCCACCCAGAGCCACAAGUUCCCUGGCUAGCAGCCUGUGGCUGGUGUCAAGCAACUUUGGUUCACCACCAGUGGUCCCUACAAGUCAGGGCACCCUGGCCCUGAACUGGCUGACCCCAGGCACACAAAGGAACCAGGCCAGUUCUGUGGCAGUACAGGCCAGCAGCCAGCCCACUGGCCACUGCAUGUGCAACCAUCGUGCCGGGCUUUCCUAGGCUGCCCUGGAAGCUUCCCAACCCCCAGGAGCAGGCAUAGGACUGCUCUGCCCCUCAAAGCCCUUGUUCCUGGGCACGGAGUGGGGACAGCAUGCCCUUUCUAUGUUUCUUUCCUCCUGUGGUUUCUAGUACAUUUGUUCCAAAACCAAAUAAAUGGCAGUAUU